GAAAUACCACCAGCACGACCGCAGAUUUCAUGGAGGCCUUAGGUUGUGCACCACUGAUCUAGACGGAUGGGUAUUAUAAUACUCGAAGAGAUAGCUUUGCGGGCCGUUCUCGUAUUUCCGCUGUUCUAGAAUGAUUUCAAAAACAUCCAUCCGACCCGCUCGAAACAGUUCAUUUUUUCAAAAAUUUGAUUGGCCUAUCAAGCGACGCUUAAGUUUCACAUGUAGUCAGCAGUGGCUGCCGAAAUCAGGAGCAUGAUGGGAGCACAAAUGACCAGGCGAUCGGAAUCUUUAUUAGAAAACAAUUAUGACCAAUCUACAGAGCAGAAACAAACUUCUCAAGACAUCACUCUGAAGACCGUGUGGACGACUGAAGAAUAUAGACGCCAGUUUGUCAUGGUUCUUCUUCUAUUUGCCAAUUUGAUGUUGAACGGACUCAACAACGUCUUAUUCUUUUCUGAUUCUAUAUUUUUGGAAGCUGGAAUCAAACCCGACUAUGUCACCGUAGUUACUGUCGGCGUAUUUCUCUUUCAAGUGUUAUCAACGCUCCCUGGGUCUUACAUUCUCCACCACAUGGGUUCUUGGAAGCUAUGCAUCAUCGGAAACAUUAUCAUGAUAGUUGGACAUAUCCUCGUAGUAGCAAGUCUGGCAACGUAUGAAACAGUGCCAGGAAUGUCGUAUUUGGCUAUUGUUGGAGUCGCCGUGUAUUUGCUUGGAUUCGCGGGCGGAGAAAAUAUCGGCUUAUUUCCACUUGUCAGUGAAUUAACAACUGAAGUUACGAGACCAAUCUGCGUUAACUUUGGUUGCGCAAUGCUAUGGUUUACUGGAUGGUUGGUCGGAUUUAUGGCAACAUAUUUUCAGAAAUGGAUGGGCGCCUACAGUUUCCUAGUAUGGAUGGGCUUUACAAUUCUGUUUACAAUCUACAUUGCUGUAAUGGUUCCUAACACAAAAAACAAGACAUCUGAUGAGAUACAGCAACAUUUUAAAAAGCAAUAAUAUUGCAGAACUGGCAUGACAUCAUCUUGCACAACGUUUCCAUUUAGGAACGGACGAUACGUCAACAAUCAUAUGACAUCAUGAAUUUGCAGCACUUUUUAAGUUCAUUAUAAUCAAUAUACCUAUAACUAUUGCACUUUAAAUGCACAUUUAUGACGGCAUCAAAAUUAUUACGUCAGCGAAUAACAUGGGUAUGUAUGCCUACUUGUCCUGCUCGUCAAAAACUAUUUUUUUCAUGUAUUUUCCGUCAUGCACUUAUGGUAAAUGAAAUA
Molecule: messenger RNA, 1265 nt
Organism: Styela clava
Lineage: Eukaryota; Metazoa; Chordata; Ascidiacea; Stolidobranchia; Styelidae
Source: RefSeq, a predicted model, not a curated record